AUGGCUUCGACCUCUACCGCCAAGCCAACAAAGGUCAGUUCCCACGACGCGUUGACAACACCACCACCGGCGCCCGGUGCGACGUUGCUGAUGCCUGGAUUGCAUGUGGUCGUGUGUGUGUGUGUGUGAGGUUCACAGAAGGGGAACGCGGCAUUGGCCUUGUUCGCGGGUGCGGCGGCCGGAGCGGUCGAAGGCGCCAUCACUUAUCCUUUCGAGUGUGCGUUCGGUACUUGAUCGAUGUCCUGAACGGACUGCACUCAUGCUCGCUGUGAUUUCGCGACCCAGUCCUCAAGACGGAAGCUCAAUUCGCCCAAAAACUCAACGACCGAUCAAAGGCGAGUUCACAAUCCCACCCAACCCCUUCCCAAACCAGCAAAACCACCACGAUCUAAACUCCAUCCUCCCUCCGACAGCCACCAGGCAUCAUCGGCAUCGCGAAGAACACCUACGCACGCCACGGGAUCCGAGGAUUCUACUCCGGUGUCGGCGCUCUGGUCGCCGGCAACUCACUCAAGGCUGGCGUGCGCUUCUUCAGUUAUGACAAGUUCAAAAAGAUGUUGGUCGAUAGGGAGGUGAGUUCAUCAUGGGCAUAUCCGUUGGUGGGGAUCGUUUGAGCUGAUUGGAGAUCGGUUACCGAAUAGGGCAAGUUGAGUGGGUCGAGGUCGCUGUUGGGUAGGUCGUGUUCAGUCUCUACUUCUGGGAUCAUACCCAAACGCUCACCUGUCCUGCCUACACAGCUGGCUUAGGAGCAGGCAUGUGCGAAGCCGUGUUUGCCGUCACCCCCUCCGAGACCAUAAAGUCAGUCUCCUCGCCACGAGCAAUCCCUUCCGAGCAACAACUCACCACCCUGUUAUUUCAGAACCAAAUUGAUCGACGACCAAAAACGCGCUCAACCGAGAUACACCGGUUUGAUCCAGGGUACGAUGGCGAUCGUCAGGGAGGAAGGUAUCGGUGGCAUUUACAGGGGAUUGGGACCGGUCGUACGUCACCAGAAUCGACGAUCGGUAUCAAUCUGUCAGGUUCACUGAUUCCUUUCUCGCUCAGGCUGCAAGGCAAGGGGCCAACUCGGCAGUCCGAUUCACCAGUUUCUCCACUCUCAAAGUACGGUCUACUCUAACCCUUGAUACCGAACCCCGACCCAAUCUCUAAUCCCGAAUCUCCAUGUUCUCUGCUCAACAGUCCUUUGUCUCGGGUAACGCCCGACCGGGGGAAACAUUACCUGCCGGAAUCACCUUUGGGAUCGGUGCCGUCGCUGGAGUGAUUACAGUUUACACGACCAUGCCAUUAGAGUAAGUGCAAGUGGUCCCCUAACCCAGAAUCCAACUAAUCUCUCACGUCCCCUUCCGGAAAAAAAAUCUCCCCCCAGCGUGAUCAAAACCCGAAUGCAAUCGCUCUCCGCUCGAACCGAAUACCGCAAUUCGUUCCACUGCGCCGCUCGAAUCUUCGCCGAGGAAGGUUUGUUUCGAUUCUGGAAGGGUGCGACGCCUCGUUUGAUGAGGUUGGUGUUGAGUGGUGGGAUCGUGUUUACGGUUUAUGAUCAGUUGAUGAACCUCAUGGGCGCUGGAGGGGUCUAG
Messenger RNA from Microbotryum saponariae, 1574 nucleotides. NCBI's taxonomy places the organism in Eukaryota, Fungi, Basidiomycota, Microbotryomycetes, Microbotryales, Microbotryaceae. The record is from the annotation of a GenBank genome assembly.